AGCGAUUGAGAUAUGGGCGUGACAUGUGGGGAAGCCUGGAAGAACACAAACACAGCGGAGGUGCGCAGGGGCAAGAGAAACGCAGAGAAAGUGACAUUUAAAUUAUUUCAUGCUCAUAAAUGUAAAUUUUACUUGAUUAAUUUGAUUCAACACGAGCAAUUGAACACGAUGAAGUGUAAUUAUGAGCGCGCACUCACUAAAGAGAGCUUAUAAGGUUUACUUUACACAUGCUUAUUGACAUUUUUUUAUUAUUAUUAUUUGAUACUGAGAAUGAAAUAGGGAAGUUGAAGCAUGGGAUCGAAGUUAACCAGACAAAGUAGUCUGGACAGCCAGGCGACUUUCUUUCGGAGGGGACGGCAGCAUCAUGAGCGGGAUGUUGAGAAGAGGACAGGAGGAAAAGGAGAGUUUUUACUCAGUACACUGAUGCUCAAGUCCGACAAGCUCCCCGGAAUGCUGCGCAAAUCCAGUCCCAGCCCGUAUGUCCGGAGAGUGGCUUGGGUUCGGGAGAUCCAGACCCUGCUGAAGGAGCAGAAGGUGGAACAAGCCAUCGAUGUGUUAAAACUGCUUAGAAAGGACCUGGGUCUUGAAGGAACAUCUCUCAACGACAUCCUCUACAAGAAUGCUGCCUUCCUCAACCUAGUGGAUCCAAUUUCCCACGAGCUUUUGCUCAGUUUGGCCCGAGACAUGCAGUGUCCAAAGAGGGAGUCUGACGCUCUCAAGUCCUCUGAGAAGAUCUGCAGGCAGCUGAUCUAUCACCUGACCCCUCACUCCAAGUGGAGCAGACAGAACGUGCCCAGGAGGAAGUCUCAAGCCUGUCUUAAAACUAAACUGAAAAAGAAAUUAACAAAUGAUACCGUGGAUCUGUCUGGUAUCCCGCUCUCUGGCCGUGAUCUGCAUCGUGUGGCAUACUACCUUCAGAACAAUGGUUCGUCUGUGACAGCGGUGGACAUCAGCUUCACAGAGCUCCAAGAUGAGUGCUUGCGACUUCUCUUACCAUUCUUAGGAGUGCUACCCAAACUCACCACCCUCGCAAUCAACGGUAACCGACUGACUGUAGCUAUCCUUAAAGACCUGAUCGAGGUGGUUAAGGACCCCAAAAAGUUUCCCAGUUUGGCCUGGGUGGACCUGGGCAACAAUGUGGACAUCUUUACAGUGCCUCAGCCGUUGCUGGUCGCCCUUCGCAGACGCUUUGGAAUGAGAAGCAGCCUACCUACCAUCUACGAAUACAGUGAGGGUCAAGGCAGCGGCUACUUCCUAGAGACUUCUACUGAGGAAAUCAGUGUGUUUGAGGAGGAAGAGGAUGAGCUGGAAGACCAUCUGGUGCUGGAGCCCUGGAGUGUAGAAGAGAAAAACACAUUGCGUUACUGUGAAAGGUGAUGGACUCUGCUGUUUCUUUUGGUUUGGUGUUGUUCUUUUGUUAUUCUAACACUCCGAAAAAAGGUUCAGUGUAUCAACAUUGUAAAAGCAUUGAGAUCCCUUUGCCACAAAACCUAAAUGGAGUGCCGUGAGAUAAAAAAUGGUCCCACAAACUUUAUUCAUUAGUCCAAUAGCUGCAGAAAGCACCAGGGAAUCUGUUGUUUGCAACAUUAUACUCAAAAUUAGGGUCAAAUACUAACUAACCACAUAUAAAAUAACAGAACAAGACACAUUUGUAUGUCAUAGAAGACUACCAGCCACAUCAGCAACUUUCAAGCUUCUAAUGUGAAAUGUUCACGUUGGGCUUGUGACAGAUACGGACAAAUGCUCUCCUCUGAGAAGGCUUUUGUCCAGGGUAGAUUCGCCUCAAUUAGACGGACGAGGAGAGGUGAGAGAAAAGAGAAAAAAGGCUGCUAGAGUGCCCUCGGGCUAGGAGAGAUACUGAUGUCUGUGUGUUUGCAUGUGUGUGUGUGUGUGUGUGAUGUUUUUUUUGUGGAAGCUUAUGAUGCAAAUGUAGCUUUAGCCAGAGCUCAUUAAACAGAACACACAGGCAGCUGAGAGACUAACAAUGCCGCACAACCAACAUGGUUUUCUUUUUCUUUUUCAUUAAAUCGAAUCCAGGUUGCAACAAGGAUUACAUUAGAAGACACAUAAGCAGCUGGCAAUGUUUCAUCAGCGCAAAAAAAAAAGGUCAUGAAAUUGUAGUGAAAAUGAUUUUUUGUGUUUUAUUGUUUGGUUCAUGUCAGUAUUUUGUAUUUUUAAACACAUUUGAUGUAACAGAGUUCAUUUAUUAAUUCUGAAUGCUGUGUGUGUGCAAAUGCACCAGUGUUUGACAGUAAACCUUUUGAGUUGUUUUGUGAUGCCCUUUGCUCCACAGGUGGUUUUUCCUUUACUGACGCGUGUCUGAUUUGUACCUUACACGACAGGCUUUUCUAGCUAGCCGGUCUGGUUCUAGCUUUUUUUCUUUAUGUUUAUGACUCCAGUGUCUACAUUUUCAUAGUUCAAAGUUAAUGUGUUCAGUUUUGGUAUGAAUGUCACAAACAGUGUGACUCUAAUAGCUCCGAGCACCUGGAUGUUCUUUUCCUUUCUGUUUUAACUCUAAUGAAUGAUUGUUCUUGCUGUGUGAAAUAAACUCUGUUUGUAAAAAGA
Messenger RNA from Carassius gibelio (silver crucian carp), 2565 nucleotides. RefSeq names its product leucine-rich repeat-containing protein 75B-like. The transcript has 4 exons. The coding region runs from base 292 to 1377 and encodes 361 amino acids. NCBI's taxonomy places the organism in Eukaryota, Metazoa, Chordata, Actinopteri, Cypriniformes, Cyprinidae. The record is from RefSeq and is a predicted model, not a curated record.